Molecule: messenger RNA, 1500 nt
Organism: Zerene cesonia (dogface butterfly)
Lineage: Eukaryota; Metazoa; Arthropoda; Insecta; Lepidoptera; Pieridae
Product: facilitated trehalose transporter Tret1-like
Exons: 4
Coding region: 1-1500 (499 amino acids)
Biological process (GO): transmembrane transport
Cellular component (GO): membrane
Molecular function (GO): transmembrane transporter activity
Source: RefSeq, a predicted model, not a curated record
AUGUGUUAUAAAAAAUCACGGUCGCCAUUUUUAAAACAAUGUUUUGUAACAGCCGCUAUAUGUUUCAACAUUAUGGGGCAAGGUGCGGCCUUCGGCUACCCCGCUGUUUUGCUCCCCGCGCUAAAAUCAGAUGAAUCUCCGAUACCGUUGAGUAAGCUGGAAGAAUCUUGGGUUGCUGGCAUGUUACCAUUGGCCAUGAUCCUAGGGUUCCUUUUGACUCCACCCCUUAUGGACAAACUGGGGCGGAGAGCUACACACAUCAUACUGACGGUUCCCGCGCUGGCUGGCUGGUUCCUAGUCGUCUUGGCGUCGAAUGUUACCGUAAUAAUUAUAGCGAGGACUUUACAAGGCGUUUCAGUGGGUAUUCUUACCAGCCUCCGAUCCGCUCUCAUUGGAGAAUACACGAGUCCUAAAAAUAGAGGUGCAUUCCUCACUACCGUGUCUUUGUCACAAGCCUUUGGAAUUUUCUUUGUCCACCUUGUUGGGUCGGUAUUGAGCUGGCAGCAAACAGCUCUGGUAUGCGUAUUUCUUCCAUAUAUAAGCCUAUUAAUGAUUAUGUAUACCCCUGAAUCACCCAGCUGGCUGAUAACUCAAGGUCGAUUUGAUGAAUGCCGUAAAGUCUUCCACUGGCUUAGAGGAGAGGAAGAAGACGAUGAACUAGAAGCUAUGAUCCAAGCCAGAAUUGCGUUUGAGAAAUUUAAAACAGGGACUACACAAAACAAAAACAGAUUCACGGCUCUAUUUGAAACGAUACGAAAAAAGGAAUUCUAUAAACCCACAAUUCUAAUGUUCCACGCUAAUGUCAUACAACAAUUCUCUGGCGGGCCAACGAUGGCGGCGUUUUCCACUGUUAUAAUUAGCAAUUUGAUGGGCCCGAAAGCGGAUAUAGCUUUUUGGAUGGUAUUUUUAGAUACCCAAAGAAUAACUUGCAAUUUAAUUGCCGUGUAUAUUAUAAACAACGUUAAAAGACGGACAAUGAUGUUCAGCACAGUUGGUUUGUGCAUUGUGAGUCACGUCGCUAUAUCUAUGUAUGUUCUAUGCAGACUAAACGGCUGGAGCUAUGAUGCAAUUUGGUUACCAGCCCUCUUGAUUAACUUACAAUACCUAAGUGUAGCGAUCGGUACAGUUCCCCUACCAAAUAUUAUAGCCGGGGAAGUAUUUCCUUUGGAACAUAGGAGUGUGUGCGGUACGAUAAGUUUGACAUCUGGUGGGGUCUUUACAUUCCUUGUGCUCAAAACGUUCCCAGAAUUAAUGGACAGAGUAGGUUUACAGGGCACAUAUCUCUUGUACGCUGUUAUCAUGAGUCUUAACCUUAUAGUCGUGUGGGUGCUGUUGCCAGAGACAAAGGGGAAAACGCUGCAGGAAAUUGAAGACGAAUUGCGUGGAAAACCUCUGAAAUAUGACGAGAUUGAAGCGAGACUGUCAAUCCAAACCGAUCCAGUGGAAACAUAUAAACGAAGAGUGUCAGAAGGACGUUGUAGCAGUACUCCCACAAUAUAA